AUGAAAAGUACAUCGGAGUGCAUUAGAACGACAAUUAACGCUUUUUUAAAGUCCCUUAUACUUAAGGGAAAUCUUAGUAACGGGGCGUUUGUGCAUGAAAGCAUCGCAAUGAAACACUUUAUGGACAAUGAGUUUGAUCUGUUGUAUAUUGCCGGCUAUCAACGUGUACUUCAAUUAAGUUAUGUCGACAAAUUUCUGACUACAAUUGCUUUGGAAUUUCGGGAUAAGUAUAAAAAUGAAUUACUUGAAAAGAAUCGAUUAGGAUAUUUCAACGACUUUAGACCCACUUUUGACUCAAAGUUGCGUGAGAUCGAGGUGGAGUCACGAAAGUCUAUCAAGGCUGCCAAGCCAAUGCGAAGUUUCGCUGAUUCUGCGAAGUCAAAAAAGACAAUCGCUUCAAUGAUUGUCAGUAAGGAUAAUCAAAACCCUACCUUCAAUACAGAGAAAAGGAUUAAUUUUGACGAGAGCCCAAACUCAGGCGAACCUAUUUUUGAUUCAAGUAUCACUCCCCUCCAAUCCAGAAAAACAAAAUUGCCUUCACCAAAGUCUCGCUUUGUCAAAAUGAACAAAAAACCCAAGGAAUUUUCCAGUCCCUCGGAAUCGCCUGUUUCUGCCAAACCCGGUAAAAAAGUAAAGAUGAAUCGCCGCUGGACCGAUGAGGCCGUUGGAGCCGAGGCCGCUGCACUCGAUUACAGCGGUGGAGGUGGUGCUGCUAACUCCUCCCCAGGGGGCUUCGUUUGUAACGGCACAAAUGCGGUUGUCUCUCAAGGACUACAACUAACUGCCAUUGAAGUAGAAAAUCUCACCAAACUUCGUGGUACAUUGCGCGAGGGCUUCGAUGAACUAGAGAUCUCAUCUGAUGAGGAGGAAUACGUGGAAUCAUCAGACGAAAAAGAACAGGACUCAGAGGUUUAUUCUCGAAGCGGGAAUGGAAUCAAGGCGAGUUUCUUGUAUCCGAACAAAUCAUUCGGCUUUAUGUCAGGUUUGUUACAAACCUUGAAAACGACUGCAUCCGGUCGAGUAUUAACACAUGAAGAUAUCCGAAACCCAUUGGAACGGCUGCGUGAUCACUUGGUACACAAGAACGUGGCUUUUGAGAUCGCGAACCGCCUUUGCGAUGGAGUGGCCGAAAGCCUAGUCGGAGUGCAACUCGGCCGCUUCGAGCGCGUUGGCCCGCGUGUUCGCUCUGCUCUGGAGGAGGCCUGUACUCGUCUUCUUGCUUCUGGUCGUCGUGUCGAUGUUCUGCGUGACGCCCUUGAAGCCCAACAGUCGGGGAAACCGUAUGUCAUCGUCUUUUGCGGUGUCAAUGGCGUUGGUAAAUCCACUAAUCUCGCCAAAAUAGCCUUCUGGUUGAUAGAAAAGAAUCUCAAGGUCCUUAUAGCUGCCUGUGAUACAUUCCGUUCUGGUGCUGUGGAGCAACUUCGAACCCACGUGCAGAAACUUAAUUUUAUCCACCCCCCUGAGCAUCAUAACGGUCAAACAAUGGUUGAGCUGUACGAGAAGGGCUAUGGCAAGGAUGCCGCAAAUAUUGCCAUGUCGGCUAUCUCCUAUGCUAAGGAAAAACAGUGUGACGUGGUUUUGGUCGACACUGCUGGACGGAUGCAAGACAAUGAACUACUGAUGCGCGCGCUUGCUAAACUUAUUAUCGUUAACGAACCAGAUUUGGUUCUUUUCGUUGGUGAGGCACUGGUCGGAAAUGAGGCGAUUGAUCAACUUGUGAAAUUUAAUCAGUCUCUAACCGAUUAUAGCAAUACAGCCAAGCCCCAUACCAUUGAUGGCAUCGUGCUCACUAAAUUUGAUACAAUUGACGACAAGGUUGGAGCAGCUGUCUCGAUGGCCCACAUAUCAGGGCAACCGAUUGUUUUUGUUGGAACCGGUCAGACGUACUCUGAUCUACGUCAAUUUUCUGUACCAAGCGUGGUUAAGGCUCUUAUGAAGUAA
Echinococcus granulosus is the source of this 1941-nucleotide messenger RNA. Its product is annotated as Signal recognition particle receptor subunit alpha. Gene Ontology annotation, cellular component: signal recognition particle receptor complex; endoplasmic reticulum membrane. The record is from RefSeq and is a predicted model, not a curated record. Gene Ontology annotation, molecular function: ATP hydrolysis activity; GTP binding; signal recognition particle binding. The coding region runs from base 1 to 1941 and encodes 646 amino acids. NCBI's taxonomy places the organism in Eukaryota, Metazoa, Platyhelminthes, Cestoda, Cyclophyllidea, Taeniidae. Gene Ontology annotation, biological process: SRP-dependent cotranslational protein targeting to membrane. The transcript is spliced from 11 exons.